Molecule: messenger RNA, 1844 nt
Organism: Erigeron canadensis
Lineage: Eukaryota; Viridiplantae; Streptophyta; Magnoliopsida; Asterales; Asteraceae
Product: phenylalanine--tRNA ligase alpha subunit, cytoplasmic
Exons: 19
Coding region: 177-1640 (487 amino acids)
Biological process (GO): phenylalanyl-tRNA aminoacylation
Cellular component (GO): cytosol; phenylalanine-tRNA ligase complex; cytoplasm
Molecular function (GO): phenylalanine-tRNA ligase activity; tRNA binding; ATP binding
Source: RefSeq, a predicted model, not a curated record
AAACAUAACACCUUCAAAAGUCAAAACCCUAAUUCUUUUCUUUUCUACAAAAACUCUGCUUCUCCGGCGCCACUCACCAAUCGCCGACGCCGCCCCGUCAUCUCCGGUUUCAGCGACCCUAAAAUAGCAUAUACACCCCUGGAGUAAAUACAGUGGAAACAAAGAAAGCCAAGUAGAUGGCGGAAGAAGCAGUACUUGGUUAUUUACAAAAACAUGAACAGAUAGUAGAUUCUGGUGCGUUCGCCGCUGAACAAGGGAUCAGCCAUGAUGAAAUUGUCAACGCCAUCAAGAGUCUUAAUGGCUUUGGAUUCGUUGUUGCUCAGGAUAUUAAAAGGGAAAGAUGGCAAUUAACGGAGGAAGGAAAAACAUAUGCUUCUGCAGGAUCUCCAGAAUUCCAACUAUUCACAGCCGUCCCACCAGAGGGGAUCUCACGGGUAGAUCUGCAGAAAAAGCUAGGAGACUCGGUCUUCAAAAUAGGUUGCCAGCAAGCAAUUAAAAACAAAUGGGUGGAGAUGGGGAAACUACAAGUCUCUAGAAAGGUUGAAAAUGUUGAUGAUAGUGUGAAGGCUUUCCUUGCAAAGAUAAAUGACGGAGAGGCACUGAACCAAGAAGAUAUUGAUGCUCUGAAGCGAAGAAAACUAAUUCUUCUACAUACAUGGAAAGGUUACUCUGUCAAAAAAGGUCCUAACUAUGCCCCAGAAAGAAGAAAGCCUGCUACUGAUUUAACUCGAGAAAAUUUGCAAAGUGGUGACUGGAAGAAUUUAGAGUUCAAAGAGUAUAAUCUCAGUACAAAAGGCGCCCCCAGCGAAGGAGGUUAUCUCCAUCCAUUGCUUAAGGUUAAGUCGCGGAUUCAGAUGAUUUUCUCUCUGAUGGGAUUUGAGGAGAUGCCAACAAAUAAUUAUGUUGAAAGCAGCUUCUGGAACUUUGAUGCACUUUUCCAACCCCAACAACAUCCCGCACGUGAUUCGCAUGAUACAUUCUUUUUGAAAGAACCUUCCGUUACGAAGAUUCUUCCUGAAGAUUAUGUUGAAAAGGUGAAGCAGAUACACGAGUCUGGAGGUCAUGGAUCAAGAGGGUAUGGAUAUGACUGGAAACGGGAGGAAGCAAAUAAAAACUUAUUACGAACUCAUACAACCGCCGUGUCCUCAAGGAUGCUGUAUGCACUUGCAAAGAAACCUUUUGAACCAAAGAAGUACUAUUCGAUUGAUCGAGUUUUUAGAAAUGAAGCUGUUGAUAGGACACAUUUGGCAGAAUUUCAUCAAAUAGAAGGGCUUAUAUGUGAUCGUGGACUAAGUCUUGGGGACCUGCAGGGUGUGCUUCAUGACUUUUUUUCUCGUUUAGGAAUGUCCAAGUUGCGUUUCAAGCCUGCUUACAAUCCAUACACUGAACCAAGCAUGGAAAUAUUUGGAUAUCACGAAGGCUUCAAGAAAUGGGUUGAAGUAGGAAAUUCUGGAAUGUUCAGACCUGAGAUGUUACUUCCAAUGGGACUUCCCGAGGAUGUUAGAGUUAUCGCUUGGGGCCUUUCCCUUGAACGACCAACUAUGAUACUUUAUGGCAUUGACAACAUCAGAGAUCUCUUUGGGCACAAGGUGGACCUCGAUCUCAUUAAGAGCAACCCUAUUUGCCGCAUUGGUCUAUAAUAGGAAUCAGUCAAAGAUAAAGAAGAAUUGGGAGAUUAAUAUGUGUGAUCUUAGGUUUAUACUCACUUUUUGGCACAUAACAACACAUCAUUGUGAUCAUUUAAGCUAGUUGCUCAUUACGAUGCUUUUGUUUAACAUAUUUGAAGAUUAUAACGAGCUUUCUAGUCUUAUGAAAUUGUGCAAGUGAUGGUUUUUCUUCUGCAA